UGUGAGCAGUGUUUGUGUUUGAUCCAAGUCAUGAUUGAUGGUUUGGUGUGAUCUGCUUAAGGUCUUACUUAAUAGAUCUGAAGCUUGUAGAAGCUGUCUGGAUUAUACCAAGUGGGGUACACAACCAUGAUGUAGCAUUAAUGAGUCUUGGAGAAUAAGCGCAGCAGGGAUAAAGGGAGCAUAGAUUGAGUGAAUUCAGCUUGGACUGCAUUUCUUUUUGGACUUUGUGUGUGUGGACGUGAUUCUUUGUCCAGGGUUGACGUGGAUCGUUCUAGUUCGCCGUUGGAAUGGAGUCUAGGCCCCUGACCCGCCAUGAUAGCAUGAACAACCUGCUGGUGCGCCCUCCUAACUACCAGGCGGUAGAACAGCCAUCGCACUCCGCUGCAUCAGCAAACGGCCUCAGGCAGAAGAGCAACCUGGACGACGACGACAUUCACCGCAACCCCCCUCCCGGCAGCAGCAGUGGCAGCGGAGGUGCCAUGGAUCCACCUCAGGGACACCAGAUGACGGUGACGUACGAUGGGGAUAGUGAUGGUUCAAACAACACUUUCCACCUGGACUCCGAUGAGCAGGAGUUCCCGGGCAUUGGGCAGUAUGACGACUUCCACACAAUCGACUGGCAGCGCGAUGUGGCGCGGGACCGCAUGCGGCACCGACACAUCAUCAAGAAACGUGACGACAGCGCCUGGGACUGGAUCAAGAGUGGCCACGAUGCUUGGUCUGGAUGGCUGUGCGUCUUCUUGGUCGGGGUCAUUGCAGGUGCUUUUGCUGGAAUGAUUGACAUCGGAACUAGCUGGAUGUCCGACCUGCGUUUUGGUAUAUGUCCCGAGGCAUUCUGGUUUAACCAAGAGCAGUGCUGCUGGUCAUCUAAUGAAACUUUUUAUGAUGGUGACAAUUGCUCUAAUUGGUACAGCUGGCCUGAGGUGUUUGGCCAUGAACCAAAUGGCGCAGGAGCAUACAUCAUCUCAUACAUUUUCUACAUCCUGUGGUCUCUCCUCUUUGCCUCUUUGGCAGCUUCCCUUGUCAUGAUGUUUGCCCCUUAUGCCUGUGGCUCUGGUAUUCCUGAGAUCAAGACAAUCCUAAGUGGCUUUAUCAUCCGUGGAUAUUUGGGCAAGUGGACCCUCCUUAUCAAGUCUCUUGGCAUGAUACUGGCUGUAUCAGCUGGCCUCUCACUCGGGAAGGAGGGACCUCUCGUGCACGUCGCUUGCUGUAUUGGAAACAUCUUCUCUUAUGCCUUCCCCAAGUAUGGAAAGAACGAGGCCAAGAAGCGUGAGAUCCUUUCGGCGGCAGCUGCAGUUGGUGUGUCUGUGGCCUUUGGUGCUCCCAUUGGUGGUGUGCUGUUCAGCUUAGAAGAGGCCUCAUACUACUUCCCCCUGAAAACCCUGUGGCGUUCAUUCUUUGCGGCACUGGUGGCAGCCUUCGUGUUGCGCUCAAUCAACCCCUUCGGCAACGAGCACUCUGUACUCUUCUAUGUCGAGUACAACAAGCCCUGGAUCUUCAUUGAGCUGGUGCCGUUCAUCAUCCUGGGAGUUAUUGGGGGAAUAAUCGGCAUGCUGUUCAUCAAGUUCAACAUCAAGUGGUGUCGCUUCCGCAAGACAUCCCUCAUGGGCCAGUACCCUAGGCUGGAGGUCCUUAUUGUGACCCUCAUCACUGCUUUCAUCGCAUAUCCCAACCCCUACACGCGCAUGAACACCUCCAACCUCAUUUACCUUCUGUUCUCGCAGUGUGGGGUGGCCAACAACGACAACUUGUGUACGCCUGGGUCGUCUCUGAGGUCAAAUCGGGUCAGUUUGGUUGAUGUGUUUCCCGCUGGACCUAAACCAGCCAGUCUGCCAUCCAGUGACUAUCAGAGGAACUUCACCAACGUAAACACAGCAAUAGAGAUUGCAGCAGCUGGGCCAGGAGUACUGCAGGCAGUGUGGCUUCUUGCUCUGGCGCUGAUCUUCAAGUGUGUGGUGACAGUAUUCACCUUUGGCAUCAAAGUGCCAUGUGGUCUUUUCAUCCCCUCGCUGGCAAUGGGCUCCAUUAUCGGACGUCUGGUGGGCAUCGGUAUGGAGCAGCUGGCCUACAACUACCCAGAGUGGGCAGUGUUUGCAGGCGAAUGCAGCACCGGCGAGAAUUGCAUUACUCCAGGUCUUUAUGCCAUGGUGGGUGCUGCAGCUGUACUGGGCGGAGUGACACGCAUGACAGUGUCACUUGUGGUGAUCAUGUUCGAGCUGACUGGAGGUGUGCGGUACAUUGUCCCCCUCAUGGCAGCUGUCAUGGCAAGCAAGUGGAUUGGGGAUGCUUUUGGACGUGAGGGCAUCUACGACGCGCACAUCAUCCUCAAUGGCUACCCAUUCCUGGAUUCCAAGGAGGAGUUCAGCCACACCACCCUUGCCAACGAUGUCAUGAAGCCGGGUAAGAAUGAGUCAUUCUACGUAAUCACGCAAGAUAGUAUGACCCUGGAUGAUGUGGAGCAACUUCUUCGCGAGACAGACCACAAUGGGUUCCCUGUAGUCGUCAGCAGACAGUCACAAUAUCUUGUGGGCUUCGUUGCCAGACGAGAUUUAAAUAUUGCAAUCAGCCAGGCCAAAAAGACCACAGAAGGGAUUGUGGGAGAAAGCAUAGUGUUGUUCACUUCGUCUGUGCCCUCCCCCUGGAUGGGACCCCCUCCCCUCCGGCUUCGCAAGAUCCUGGACCUGGCCCCCAUCACUAUCACAGACCACACGCCCAUGGAAACAGUUGUUGACAUGUUCCGGAAGCUGGGCUUGCGACAGACACUUGUCACACACAAUGGGCGACUGCUGGGCAUCAUCACGAAAAAGGACGUGCUGCGCCACAUCAAGUUCCUGGAGAGUGAAGACCCAGAGUCUGUCCUUUUCAAUUGAUCCGCCUCAGUGUCCAUAGGCUGAGACAAGGAUCCUUUUUAAUUAAUUUAUUGAUAUUGCCUAAUGUUAUAUUUUUAUAGUUUCUUGUCAUCCCAUUCUCCGUAAUGGAAAGCGCACACGCAUGCUCGUGAGAGAGAGAGAGGCUCGCAGCUGCGUUUGGUGUGUGUGUCUUAAUGUCACUGCUUGGGAGGAU
This is a messenger RNA of Penaeus monodon (black tiger shrimp), 3063 nucleotides long. It is a transcript of the gene ClC-c, whose product is annotated as H(+)/Cl(-) exchange transporter 5-like. The transcript has 19 exons. Lineage: Eukaryota; Metazoa; Arthropoda; Malacostraca; Decapoda; Penaeidae. The record is from RefSeq and is a predicted model, not a curated record. Gene Ontology annotation, biological process: chloride transport; transmembrane transport. Bases 288 to 2870 code for a protein of 860 amino acids. Gene Ontology annotation, molecular function: voltage-gated chloride channel activity. Gene Ontology annotation, cellular component: membrane; early endosome; synaptic vesicle.